This is a messenger RNA of Emiliania huxleyi CCMP1516, 1794 nucleotides long. RefSeq lists its product as hypothetical. Gene Ontology annotation, molecular function: serine-type carboxypeptidase activity. Gene Ontology annotation, biological process: proteolysis. Bases 17 to 1744 code for a protein of 575 amino acids. The transcript is spliced from 2 exons. The record is from RefSeq and is a predicted model, not a curated record. NCBI's taxonomy places the organism in Eukaryota, Haptophyta, Isochrysidales, Noelaerhabdaceae.
CGCGCCAAGAGCUCGAAUGAGCGUCGCGCAGGAGGGCAUGUUCGACAUGCGCGACCCUCCGGCGCGCGUGGCCGCGACGCUGCCCGGCCUGACCUCCACCGCGCCGUACGAGUACUACUCUGGCUACCUCAACGCUGGCACUCCGCCGUCGGGUCGCGGCGUCGCCUUCUUCCACUACAUCUGCGCGAUGGCGCCGGACUGGAAGGAGAAGCCGCUCUCGAUCUGGUACAACGGCGGCCCGGGCGCGCCGUCCACGUUUGGGCUCUUCCAGGAGUUUGGGCCCUUCCUGCUGACCUCGGACUCGUAUCGCACGGCGGAAUUCCGUGCGACCAAGGUGCCGACGCCGCUCUUCAACGCGUGGACGUGGGCCAACGUGACGAGCCUCUGCGAGAUCGACUCUCCCGCUCCGAUGGGUGCCUCAUACUGCACGAUGGGCAACGGCAGCGCCACCAGCCACGGCGGCCCGAGCGGAGACCCGUACACCUGCGGCCCUUGGACGGACAAGUCGACGGCGAAGGCCAACCACCGCGCGCACGCCGCCUUCUUCCGCGACGCCUUCCCCGAGUUCGAGGCUUCGCAGCAGCCGGUGACGCUGGUGGGCGAGUCGUACGCCGGCGUGUACGUCCCUCUCUUUGCAAACGAGUGGCUCGACGACCCGAUCACCGGCCCUACCGGCAGGCCGAUCCACUUCAAGGGCUUCGCGGUGGGCGACGGCUUCCCGGCCUGCAUCCCGCAGCCGGGCAGGCCGGUCGACUGGUGCGUCAACCUGCGGGAGGUCGAGUUCUUCAAGUACCCCAACGCGCUGCCCGGGCCGCACUGGGACGUCGAGCACUCGCAGAUGUCCGAGGAGCUGUACGCGCGCAUCGUCGGCGGCGGCUGCAGCGAGGCGGAGCUCAAGGGCAAGGCUGCGCCGCAGCCGCUCAGCGCCGGCUGCCUGUCUCUGAUGGAGGAGAUGAGUCGCGAGGUUGGCUUCUUCUACGCCUACAACCUCUUCGAGGCGUGCCCCGAGGAGGUGCCCAAGAGGAGGAUGACGGCGGGGGCGACGAGGCCGCGCUCACGCGCGCGCGUCGCCAUCGACGCCGCGACCGCCGCCUCGCUGAUCCCGCUGACCGCCGCCCCGCUGCCAGCCGCGCCCUCGCCCGGCGACGGCGACACUGGCCUGGGCGCUCCGUGCCUCGGCUCGGCGAUGAACGACUACUUUUCGCUCAACGCCACCAAGGCGGGGCUCGGCAUCCCGUUGUCGAACAACUUCAUCGUCCUUGACAACGGGAUCGGCAUGAACUACACGACAGAUUCGGCCUUCGUCGGCUUCGCCUAUGAAAAGGCGAUCCGGGCGGGCAAGAGGGUCCUCAUCUACGAGGGCGACUCGGACGACUGCGGCCUGCAGACGGCGCCGAUCGAGCAGAUCUGGGUGCCCUUCUUCGGCAACGGGACCGGCACGUGGACGCCGAUGGGGCCGCUCGGCACGCCCGCCUCCACGCCCCUCGGCCUGCCGCUCACGCAGCCGUGGCGGCCAUUCGAGGUGCUGCCCAGAGGGAGGCGCGUGCAGGGAGGCUUCUCGAUGGCGUGGAACGGCGGCCAGGUCCGCUUCGUGUCGGUCCGCGGCGCGGGCCACCUGCUGCCGCUCUACCGACCCGCCGCCUCCUUCACGAUGAUGAGCGCCUUUCAGGCCGACGAGCCACUGCCGCCGCCUUUCUACCCGCCGCCGCCGAGAGAGCAGGCGGCGCGGCGGGCGGUGUCGUAGUCUAUGACCGUAUGAGAGAGAGCUCUCUCAGAAAAACGGACGAUUUGCUC